AUGGUGGGGGAACAGAACCUGUACCACUCAGAGGGGCUGUUGACGCACCUCUCAAAGUUCAUGCUGCCAUAUGCGGGACUGUGGAGUGGCAUUAUGCUGGGGGAUCUUGGCAGACACGGACAGGGGCAGGGUUAUACAGACGCCUCAAAACGCCAUACAAAACUGACCAAUUUGCAAAGACAAAACAUCACCAUGGCCAACCACACACAGGGGAUCAUGGAGAAGAGUCAGUGGGACCUGAAACAUCUGAGGUUCCAGUCGCGCACCUAUAGCCAGCUAGAUGAUGUGGUCCUGCAGUAUCAGGCUCUUCAUAAAUCUCUGUUACGAGAGUACAGAGAUACUGCAAGAGUCUUCAAUAUGAAGCAAAAGGCCCAACCGUCAUCCCCAGGCUCCACGUCUACAAAGAAAUCACAGAAAUCCCAGCUUCCCAGCAUCUAUGUCCACAGCCCUGCCUGCUCAGUCCGGCAGCUCGCCCAUGACCCCAUCUACAUCUCGCCGGGCCCCCGCAUCAUCAAGAAGCCCAUCUGUCUCUACAGUCUGUGGGAACAGCCACCAGUUGACAUUGUGGUGGCUUUGAUUCGUGCCCAGCACAGAGGAGACACCAUAGCCCUCCACCACAGUGCUAUAUGCACACUAAAACCACAUGACUGGCUCAAUGGGGAGAUUCUUGAAGCCCUCUUACACCUGUUUGUGCGGCACAGUGGAAAAAAGGUGUAUGUGCUCAGUCACUACACAGCAGGUGUAAUUGUGCAUGGCGAGAGAAGGCUACUGGGCAACGUCGCCUUGCCAAGGGUGAACUUUGAGGAGUAUGAUGGUGUCAUUGCGUGUGUCAAUGUGAACAAUACACACUGGACCUUGCUGUAUGUCAAUGCUGUGACCGCCACCAUCUACUUGUUGGACCCCUUGGACAAGCCCACUGCCAAGUCAGAUUCAAUGGCUGCUGCCAAGAGGUUCAGGUGCGUGUGCCUUAUUUAG
This is a messenger RNA of Knipowitschia caucasica, 975 nucleotides long. The record is from the annotation of a GenBank genome assembly. NCBI's taxonomy places the organism in Eukaryota, Metazoa, Chordata, Actinopteri, Gobiiformes, Gobiidae.